AUGACCAGCCAAUCCCAUGGAAUCCAUCAUCUUAUACAGGCAGAGAAAAAGGCCAAGGAAAAGCUCGAUGAAGCUAAAAAACAUAAGUAUAAUGAUCUAAACUAUCCCCUGAUAUAUCGCAUGAGAAACAAAGAGACCCAGACGAUAACAGAACAUCUUCAUCCAGACAGGAAUAAUGACGAUGCCUCUGCGAGUGCCACUACUAGUGAUGGAGAUGAGGCGAUUCCCAUUACAGGUGUUAGUGAUGCACUUUCUGAUCCUGCUUUAUGGCCCACUCUAACACCCAAAAUUCGAGAUCUGCUAGUGACCAACAGUCCUCCAAAAAUCCAGACCAUCAACAGUGACUUCAACCAAAACAAAGAGAGCGUUCUGAAGCAACUAAUUGACUUGGCUUGUGGAAUCAAGGCUGAGAUUCUAUCAAGGAUAAAAAUAAUUGUACUCUGUAUCAAACUGUAA
Molecule: messenger RNA, 456 nt
Organism: Acipenser ruthenus (sterlet)
Lineage: Eukaryota; Metazoa; Chordata; Actinopteri; Acipenseriformes; Acipenseridae
Product: V-type proton ATPase subunit G 3-like
Exons: 4
Coding region: 1-456 (151 amino acids)
Source: RefSeq, a predicted model, not a curated record